UGUUGUCAGUUGUUACUUUUUUAUUUUGUUUGAACUUGUAUAAAAUAUAACACAUUUUGAUUUACACGAAGUUACACACCACAACCCACACAAGCACACAUUUGCUUCAGCUUUCUAGCAACUUUCUAGCUUUCGUUGAAAAAGUUUCUGCCUUUGCCUUUGAUCAUGAAUUUUCUUGACUUCAACACUUACGAGGACUACGUGGACAGCUUUAUAACUCUGAAGGAUGUUCGGUACUUGAGCAAUAUCCAAGUCGAAAGAAACCUGAUUUUAAAUGCCUGUGGGAAGAACUGCCUGGGAGGACUUCUGACCCGGGCACAGUUUGAAGAACGACGCGACAAGGCGAUGCUCCUCCUGAAGCCCCGGGGUCUGUUUGGGGUCUAUCACUUCAGUGACUUCCUGAACAACAAUGACAAGGUCCUCCAACAGCUUGCCCUUCGGGAGAAGAAGCUGAUCGAGCGGCAACUUUCGACGGUUAUUUACCUUCAAAUGCGCUCCCAAAAGGGUCUGGAAGUGUCCAGUUUCAUCGACUUGGAGCAGAGUCUGCGGGAAAGCCGCUUCAAGACCGCGGUGAAUAUAACCGAUUGGAGGGGUGUUUUUGAGGGCACCAAGAAGCUGAUGCCCGGGAAGCACCACCUCAGCUACUUCGCAUGGAACCGGAACCGGGUCCAGUACAACGACAGUGACAACUUUCGGGUGGUGAACGAGGGCGCUCACAGCCUACUGCUGAAGCACGUAGGUGAUCAUAAGAUUAUUUGCGUGAAUGCGACCUGCAAGUGCCCCUACUCCAGAAACGCCAAAAGGGCUAUGUAUCCUUCCUCCGUCUAUGGAUACGUCAUAUUCUUCGACCACAUCAUCAGGCGCAUCAAUUAGCAAAAUCAUCGAAAAGCCAAUAAACCCAAUGGAAAAAGCGUUUAGCUUUGUCGAAUUUGUUGUUGACAGUUUA
Molecule: messenger RNA, 946 nt
Organism: Drosophila ananassae
Lineage: Eukaryota; Metazoa; Arthropoda; Insecta; Diptera; Drosophilidae
Product: cilia- and flagella-associated protein 299
Exons: 3
Coding region: 166-873 (235 amino acids)
Source: RefSeq, a predicted model, not a curated record